AUGCUCGAAAAUCUUAUCAAAAGUCUUCAGAUCACCAGUAUCUUUAAACGUCCCGCCAAGCGUCCCAAUCGCCUUGUAAACUGCUUGGACUUUACCGUUAAGCGGCCUUUGGAUAUGCGUACCAAACUUAGUGUCAAGAUCACUCGCCGCCGACGUAACUUUGGUAACAUGAUUUUGAUUCAAUUGCGUUUUCGCAUCUUCAAUCAUCUUCAACUGGCCACUUACAAGACCACUACCGGAGGUACUGCCAGCAACCUGCUGAUUAAGCCCCUUAAUCCUCUCCCUCAACACCGUCAAAUCAUUCUUCACCAAAUCAUCCAAAGUCUCAACUUCCAAGUCCCUAAUAACCCUCCGUAUUCCUCCCUUAAUCUCAUCUUUCACUUGCUUCAAAUCCCUCUUGAGAUCACCGUCCAUUUUCACAACAGCCUCCAAGGCCUCGCCGACUUUCUUGCCAACUUCCUGCUUGGCCGCAGUCGCAGCAUUAAAAAGUGUUGUACCUUUGCUUUGUAA
Molecule: messenger RNA, 510 nt
Organism: Babesia ovata
Lineage: Eukaryota; Apicomplexa; Aconoidasida; Piroplasmida; Babesiidae
Exons: 1
Coding region: 1-510 (169 amino acids)
Source: RefSeq, a predicted model, not a curated record